AAGCUGCAUUAUUGUAUUGUAUUUUGCAUUUGCAUCAGCGAUUAACUAAUAAUUAAAGUCAAAGGCUUUUUUUUCCCUGUUUCUUUGGUGGAAAAAGUGAAGGACAAAUAACAGAGCAGACAGAGAAAGAGAGAGAGAGAGAGAUGGAGAGAGAGAUUUCACUAAAAUACUAAAUGAUUUAUGUUUUUGUUUUGCUGGCUUCAAAUCCAUCACUGUCCAUUUUGUACAGGUUUCGUAACCUUGUUCCAGUUCCGCAUUUUUUCCCCCCUUUUGCUCUUGCCCUUUUGAUUCUUGGUGAAAGAGAGGCCUUGGGAACAAAGUUUCCGUUUUCAAGAUUGAAGCUUUUGGGUCUGUGAGUUCUGAUCUCUGCAUAAGAGUCCUGUUAUUUCAUCUGGGUGUGUUGGUUUGACAUGGCUGUGGAAAAUCAAAGGGGUCAUUUGGGGGAUGAAGAUGGGAGUGGUGACCGUUUUCCAGUGGGUAUGCGUGUUCUGGCCGUGGACGACAACCCAAUUUGUCUCAAAGUGUUGGAGACUCUGCUUCGCAAAUGCCAGUAUCAGGUUACUACAACUAAUCACGCAGUUGAGGCUCUGAAAAUGUUGAGGGAAAACAGAAACAAGUUUGACCUUGUAAUCAGCGAUGUGAAUAUGCCUGACAUGGAUGGAUUUAAGCUCCUUGAGUUGGUGGGACUUGAAAUGGACCUCCCUGUCAUCAUGUUGUCAGCACACAGUGAUACAAAGCUGGUGAUGCAGGGUGUUACUCAUGGUGCUUGUGACUAUUUACUGAAACCUGUUCGAAUUGAAGAGCUGAAGAACAUAUGGCAGCAUGUGGUCCGAAGAAAGAAUUUUGAUGGCAAGGAUCAGAGCAAGGCUUCCAAUGAUGAAAAGGCUCUGAAUAUUGCUGGGGAAGGUAGCCCAAGCCUGAGAUCAGAAAACAGUGCUGACCAGAAUAAAAGGCUUGGUAAGAAAAGGAAGGACCAGAGUGAGGAAGAAGAAGAUGAUGGGGAAGGGAAUGGAGAUGAUGAUGACCCCUCAGCGCAGAAGAAACCUCGUGUUGUUUGGUCUGUUGAGCUGCAUAGAAAAUUUGUUGCUGCUGUUAAUCAACUUGGCCUAGAAAAGGCUGUUCCCAAGAAAAUACUUGACCUGAUGAAUGUUGAAGGUCUUACAAGGGAAAAUGUGGCAAGCCAUCUACAGAAGUAUAGACUGUAUCUGAAAAAGGCAAACCAUCAAGCUAACAUGGUUGCUGCAUUGGGUGGUAGUGAUUCUUACCUACGAAUGGGUUCAAUCGAUGGAUUUGGAGAUUUUUGCACCGCUUCUGGUUCUGGAAGGAUCUCAAACACUACAUUACCAUCAUAUGCAUCUUCUGGAAUUUUCAGUAGGCUGAAUUCCCCAGCUGGAUUGAACAUGCGAGGAAUCAGUUCUUCUGCGCUUAUCCGUCCCGUUCAGACUCAAAACCUCAACAGCUCCUUAAACACACUUGGAAACAUUCAGCCAUCAAUUUUUUCCGCAAAUCAGAGCUCAGGUUUGUUACAGGGCAUUCCAACAUCAAUUGAGCUUAACCAAUCUAAGCAAAGCAACUGUUCAACCGGUUUAUCGCAGCUAAGUCAAGUUGAUUCAAGUGGAUUUACAGUUGCCUCUAGCUUCCCAGACAGUAGGGCUACUACAGUUAAUGGUCCAAACAAUUCACUACCAUGUGCCUCAAAUAAUCAUAUAAUCUUACAAGGAAAUCCACAGCAAACACAUGGCCCAGGAACAUUUAGAAACCAGUCUUCUGUUAGAGCAGAACCUUUUGGCAUAGGUGGUUCUUCUAAUAUGUUGGAUUAUAAUCGGUGCAACGAAAACUGGCAGAAUGCGGCACAGUUGUCCAAAUUUCCGGCCAAUUCCUUGCCGUUGUGUGAUGCUUUCGGCAAUGACCAACUGCCUCCAACCAGCAUCAAUGUUUCCAACUCAGGUACUCAUAUUGGCAACACUCCGGUUGAUUUUUCUUCCAGAAUGGCAAUGACUGUUCCUUUGGAAGAAGUACAGCCUUUAAGCUACACACCACAACAAAGGUGGGAAGAACAUAAAUUGGAUUAUGACCAAAACUUGAGUCGACCCUUCAAUCCUGUAAAUUCAUAUGCUUCUUCCAGUGCAGCAACAAGUUCUAUGGGGCAUGGCUUAAAUCAAAAUAAUGCAAUUUGUAGCAAUAGAAUUAAUGCAUCUUUGGUUUGUCCAUGCACUGAAGUUGAUAGAUUCUCUUCUGACAUUCCACUGAAGUCGAAUGAAGCCUACAUUUUGGAGCAAUUAAAGUCCCAAGAAGGAUUUAUGCAGAAUACUUUUGGUACCUUGGAUGACAUUAUGGGUGCUAUGGUCAAAAGGGAACAAAAUGAGUUAACGUUGUUGGAUGGAGAAAUUGGAUUUGAUGCCUCGUACCCUGUUGGAUCAUGCAACUGAUUUCUUAUUCAGCUUGAAUUCAGGAUCAUUUAUCUGUCUCUGGAGCUGAUUGAUUGUGUAGUUUCUUUGAUGUACUUAUUUUUAUGUUCUGCCACUAAAUUUAUUUUCAUGGUCAACAUUGUUUCUUUACUUGAGGACUUGUGUUAGCCAUCAUCUGUUCUAUCUUGUUUUCAAUCUUGUAGUGCAUAAAAGUUUUCUGUGUAUUGGUUUAGAUAAAAUAAUUGUAAUAUGAAUGUGUUUCACGGUGCUCUCUCU
This is a messenger RNA of Vigna unguiculata (cowpea), 2684 nucleotides long. RefSeq names its product two-component response regulator ARR12-like. Gene Ontology annotation, molecular function: DNA binding; DNA-binding transcription factor activity. Lineage: Eukaryota; Viridiplantae; Streptophyta; Magnoliopsida; Fabales; Fabaceae. Gene Ontology annotation, biological process: phosphorelay signal transduction system; cytokinin-activated signaling pathway. The record is from RefSeq and is a predicted model, not a curated record.